This is a messenger RNA of Panonychus citri (citrus red mite), 1765 nucleotides long. RefSeq names its product lysosomal acid glucosylceramidase-like. Gene Ontology annotation, molecular function: glucosylceramidase activity. Bases 61 to 1611 code for a protein of 516 amino acids. The transcript has 4 exons. The record is from RefSeq and is a predicted model, not a curated record. Gene Ontology annotation, biological process: glucosylceramide catabolic process. Lineage: Eukaryota; Metazoa; Arthropoda; Arachnida; Trombidiformes; Tetranychidae.
AGAGAAAAUGUUUAAUUGUAUUUAGUGUUGAGUUCUCGAAAAGUUGAUUCGUUAAUCGUGAUGAGUUUUCUAACUUUAAUUAGUUUGUUUCUUGUUUUCUCCGUUUCCUUAGCAAGCGAAUGUAAUAAACGGACUUACACCGCCGAUUCGUUUGUCUGUGUUUGUGAUGCAAAUUCGUGUGACACUUUGGACAUUGAAAAGACCUUCGAACAUGGUAAAAUAUUCAUCUACGAUUCAGAUCAGAAAACCUCACGAUUAGAGAAGACAAUUGUUACCGUUGAUCAAGCAAAGGCCAAGAUUUACAAUGACAAUCAAUUUGUGUUGAACGUUGAUGUCAAUGAUAAAAAGCAAAACAUUUUGGGUUUCGGUGGUUGUUUCACCGAUGGAGCAGCAAUUAACAUCGAUACACUUUCAGAUGAUUUAGUUGGACAAUUUAUGGCAGAUUAUUUUGGACCUAAUGGUCUCGAAUACAAUAUUGGACGAGUUCCAAUCGGCGGAUCUGAUUCAUCGGUUCGAGCUUAUUCCUUGGACGAUACCGAGUUCGAUUUUGAAUUGAAACAUUUCGCUCUUGCCGAAGAAGACACCAAAUACCGAAUUCCAUUACUCAAGUUGGCUAAGGAAUUGAAUCCUCAGUUCCGAGCCUUUGGUUCAGCUUGGUCAUCCCCUGCGUGGAUGAAAGUUAAUCAUCAACUGAAUGGUGCCGGAGGCUUAAUUUGGGGACCCGGUGAUGUUUAUUACAAACUCUGGGCUAAAUAUUAUGUCAAAUAUUUGAAUGCUUACUUGGAACAAGGAAUCAAAUUCUGGGGAUUGACCACUGAAAAUGAACCCGCUGAAGGAUUCAGGUCAGGUUAUGCUUGGAAUGCUUUGGGUAUGAAACCUGAAGAGAUUCGAGACUUUGUUAAACUCGACUUGGGUCCAGCUCUUAAAGCCGCUGGUUGGGGAAAGGAAAAUUUAACCCUCAUGAUUAACGAUGAUAAUACUAACGAUAUCGAAAGUUAUUCAUCCGUCUUAUUGGACGAUGCUGAGGCCGCUUCUUACGUCACCGGUAUCGCUUAUCAUUGGUAUUCUCGAAAUUAUCCAUCUUCGUAUCAAAUUUUAUCCAAAGUCCAUGAUAAAUAUCCGAAUUACUUUUUAUUCUCAAGUGAAGCGGGUAAUUUCGGAAUUGCUUCUCAAUUCCUUGGUGCUUGGGAUCGAGCUGAAUCUUAUGCUAUCGAUAUUCUGGAAGGUCUUCAACAUUGGUCAACAGGGUGGACCGACUGGGCUUUAGCUGUAAACACCGAUGGUGGACCUAAUUGGGCAAAGAAUUGGGUCGAUGCUACAAUCGUUAUCAACGCAACUUCCCAAGAGUAUUACAAGAAUCCAAUGUACUAUGCAUUAGCCCAUUUCACGAAAUUUUUACCCAUCGGAUCAACUCGAGUUGGUAAUAGUGUUCUCAACGCUCCGGCCAAUGUUCACACUACCUCAUUCAUCACUCCGAACAACAAUUUAGUUUUAAUUCUGUUAAAUACCAACAAUGAUCAUGUAGAUAUGACAAUCAAUGGUUUCGCUAGCAAAUCGAUAACAACAACACUCAAACCAAGAUCAAUUCGUAACAUGGUGAUUGCUUUAUAAUCAAAUUUUGAUUGUUUUAAAUAUCAAUUACAACCAAUCAAUGAUUUUACAUCAAAAGAUAAUUAAAAAUGUUCAAGACAAAAACACAUAUGAUGUUUUUUUCUCAUGUCAUCAUUUGAAACAAUUAAAUCGCUGAUCAGAUUUUUGUAAAUAA